Molecule: messenger RNA, 1065 nt
Organism: [Candida] anglica
Lineage: Eukaryota; Fungi; Ascomycota; Pichiomycetes; Serinales; Debaryomycetaceae
Source: the annotation of a GenBank genome assembly
AUGGGACAACUUCUUUCACACCCCAUACAAGAGAAACAGCUAGAUUACCAUCCCAAUGCGUCGAUGUCGUAUGCGGUGGGAUCAAUGCAAGGAUACAGAAUGACCAUGGAGGAUGCUCACUCAGUUAAAUUUAAUGAGGACGAAUCAUUGGCAGUGUUUGGGGUUUUUGAUGGACACGGAGGAAGAGCAAGUGCUGACUAUGUAAGUGAGAACUUGCCAUCCAUGAUAUUUAAAAGAUUAAAUGAAAUGCUACGCAACAAAAAUAUCAACAAUAACAAUAACAAUAAUGACACCUCUACCAAUAAUAAAUCUGAACUUUCAAGAUAUAUGUCAACCAUAAAAGAUUCAUUCUUUAAGGUGGAUCAUGAUUUAAGUCUACAAGAUUCUACCCAUUGUGGUACUACAGCUAUUUUAGCUUGUGUAAUAGCACAGAAAUAUGUAGUGGUUGCAAACACAGGAGAUUCUAGAUGUAUAAUGUCGCUUCCUGGAGGAGCUCCUAAAACAUUAUCAUUUGAUCAUAUGCCUUCUACCAUGGGGGAAAGAGUUAGAAUUGAAAAUAGUGGAGGAUAUGUUAUAAAUAAUCGAGUAAAUGAAAUUUUAGCACUUUCAAGAGCAUUUGGAGAUUUUAAAUUCAAAAUUCCAUAUGUUGAACCAUCCAGAGAUUAUUAUUAUAUGGAUACAAAUAAAGAAUAUUUCACAAAACAUGGGUUUAUUAAAAUUCCACCAGAAUUAAAUCAAGUUACAGUGGAGCCAGAUCUUUUAGUAUAUGAUCUUUCUCAAUUGGAUAAACCAGAAUUUGUUAUUCUUGCAUGUGAUGGGAUCUGGGAUUGCUACACGAAUAAAGAACUUAUCAAGGUAAUACGUGAUAAAUUAGGUCUUGGAUGGACCCUUACUACGAUUACAGAAUUGGUUUUAAAUAAUUGCAUAGAAAUGGCUAAUAAUAUUACUGGCAUUGGGUUUGAUAAUAUGACAAUGAUUAUUGUUGCUGUACAUCUGGGAAAUAGUAUACAUGAAUGGUAUGAACAGAUGCAACAAAGAAUAUUACGAGAGAAGAAUUUAGUAUAG